AAAUGGUCUGGGCGGUGUCGUAUUCACGGGUGUGUAUUUAAAGGACAUAGUUAACACGGGUUGUGUCAGUCUCGUUUCAGGAUCCGGAGGUGGCGUACGGUAUCCAGAUUCUACCCACGAUCUCUGAACAUAGUCUUACUUAGAGGAAUUCUACAAUGUCGGAUACAGCAAUAUCGUAUUUUCUGGAUAUCAAAAUCGAUGAAGGAUGUUUAACUAAAUGCAAGGGGAAAACAUUGAAACAGAUCUUAAGCUCUGUGAACAUGAUUCUCUCACAAAAAGCCGGGGACCAGAAGGGCGGCAAACCAGCAAGUGUAUGUAAGACGAUUCAUAAAUUCAAGGUGACUGGUGAGCCCCGGAUUGUUACAGUUGUUAACAUAUCAGGAGGCGAAGCUAUGUUGGAGAAGCUCCUCUCGGACCUUGUAAACAUUGGUAUAACAUGUGUGACCUGUACACCCCUGAUACCCUAUGAGGUAUUCGUUCAGACAGUGCUGGGGGUCGAUCCUGACCUCUGUAAGCCCUCGCCACAUAAACUCACCAAGAAAUACAUUAGCUGGAAUGAGCUGACUAUUGGUUACCAGGGAAUGACAUCAGAAGAAUUCAAAAAGCUUUGGAUGAAAGAGGCAAGCACAGUGCUCGGUUUAAGGAGAGAUAACGACGUGAAUGUUGAUAUCUUUUAAAUCAAGAAUUGUGGAAAGGUGAUGGUUUUUCUCAGUGUUGACAAUCCUGACGACACCGACGGUAUGUUCGACGGGCUGCCAUUGUUUGCACAUAAUGGCCAUAACGUCAGCAAUGUCAGUAGAUCCGUACAACCUCUCGACGGAUACUGUAAAAUGUCCUGAUGGAGCGACAGGCCCGUCACCAAACUACUAACGCGUGUGUUAGUGAGGAUUCACGAUAUUAGUUUGCUCAACGAACUCUUGGAGAGAUUGCAAUAAAGUUCGCAUGUUACGUGUGAAGUAUAUCAUAUUGUGUUAAGGUGGAUAAACUAUUUUGUAUUCGCAUAAAAAAAAAACAACCAAAAAACAAAAAUCUAAUAAAUCAUAUUCCUACUGAA
Pecten maximus is the source of this 1054-nucleotide messenger RNA. RefSeq lists its product as uncharacterized. The transcript has 5 exons. NCBI's taxonomy places the organism in Eukaryota, Metazoa, Mollusca, Bivalvia, Pectinida, Pectinidae. The record is from RefSeq and is a predicted model, not a curated record. Bases 156 to 677 code for a protein of 173 amino acids.